Messenger RNA from Rhinocladiella mackenziei CBS 650.93, 618 nucleotides. RefSeq lists its product as uncharacterized. The record is from RefSeq and is a predicted model, not a curated record. The transcript has a single exon. Bases 1 to 618 code for a protein of 205 amino acids. NCBI's taxonomy places the organism in Eukaryota, Fungi, Ascomycota, Eurotiomycetes, Chaetothyriales, Herpotrichiellaceae.
AUGGAAAUCAAAGGAGCCAUUCGUCAAUCCGAAGAUCGCAGUGAUCUUGUCCAACAUGUGAACAAAAUGAAGAUCUCGUGCAUCUUGAACGACCAGGGCAACGAUCGGAACAACGAUGGUCCUAGCUCGCCAACUUCCACAGACAUGAGGCACGCGUACAUUCUUCAGAGCGAAGACAAUGGUAGUCCUAAUCCACCACCUUGCUCAUAUUCACCGUCGCCGAAGACAGACGACGGCGCGACAAGCCAGAAUACUCGCCGCAAAAUCAAACACAGAAUCAUCCGCCGAAAAGCGCAAAAGAAAUACGGCGACGAGAGAGCGUACUGGAUCUGGUACAAUCGCAUCGAUCUAGAUCGGCCAUGGGAUAUUCUGACCGACGAUUAUUGUCACGUGUGGAAUGAAAAAAGGGGAAAGGGAGGCCUUCAAUGCAAGUUUUACCGCUUGCUCGGUGAACACCAGAUUCUCAAGGUUAGGGAACAAAUGGCGAAGAAGAGGAAAGGAUAUCCUGUUGAAAGGUUCGGUAUGGUUGAAAGGACCAAUCUCAGAUUCCCCUGGAUGCUCGACCGACACCGUCAACAACCACCUUCAACCAGGUUUCUCCUGCGGUCGAUGUUGUGA